This is a messenger RNA of Rhodamnia argentea, 3652 nucleotides long. Its product is annotated as probable disease resistance protein At4g27220. The record is from RefSeq and is a predicted model, not a curated record. NCBI's taxonomy places the organism in Eukaryota, Viridiplantae, Streptophyta, Magnoliopsida, Myrtales, Myrtaceae. Gene Ontology annotation, molecular function: protein binding; ADP binding.
AAUUGCCUCGUUAAAGAUUGCUUAUAAAUUAAGCACAUGGGCUUCAUCCUUUCGGAGUAGGACAAGAGAAAAACUAAAGCUUGUUUGAGUGCAAGGGCUUGUUCUUGAAGAGGAGAAACGCAUCGGUUGAGGCGUAAUGGUAGUCCUCUGACUGUGCUGCCUUUCGGGACUCGGACACAACUUGAUUCUGCUCUAAGAUUUUUCAACGAUAGACGAGUUAACGUCGUUUCCUUGACCGCUAGAUAAUUAAUAUGUUUCCUCGGCAACCAUUUGUUUAAGCAAACACAAAGAGGAGACAACUGCAAGAGGAACAAAAGAGGUGGGGAAAAGGAAUUUCUAGGGUUUAAAGAAUAAAUUAUGGCUGAGGCAUGUGUUGCCCCCCUUGCAAAAAAUCUUGCAUCGAAACUCGGUGGGUACCUAUUUGCUUUGAUCGGACGUCAAUUUAGGUACGUGCUGUGCUACAAGAGCUACGUCGAAGAUCUCAAAAAUAGAGUCCAGGAGCUGGAGACUGUGAGGGAAAGAGUGCAACGCUUGGUCGAUGAAGCUGUGUAUGACGGAAAACCUAUACACACAGAUAUUAAGGAUUGGCUGGAGAGUGCAGAGACUACGGCCAAGGAAGCAGAAAGCCUGUUGAAACAUGGCGAAACUGCAAAAAUUGCUUGCUUCGGCGGUUGGCUUCCCAACCCCGUGGUGCGCCAUCCAAUCAGCAGGAAGGCGAAGGAAAUGAUCCAACCCAUUCAGAGACUCCAAGAGAAAAGCCGAAAUAGUAACUUCCAGAAGGUCUACUAUGAGAAUACUCCGAUAGGAAUUGUUACUGAUACCACUUCCGUUGCAAUAUCUGUUGACAGCAAAGAAGAUGUCCUGGAGUCAAGGGCUUCAACCAUAGAGGAUUUAAUGAAGGCUAUGGCAGAUGACAAGGUCUGUGUAGUUGGGGUGCAUGGACCAGGUGGGGUUGGCAAGUCCAAGCUUUUGGAGGACGUUGAAAGGCGAGUUCAUGAAGAGAAGUUGUUUGAUGUGGUUGCCAAAGCGAAUAUCUCACGCAACCCCGAUCUAAAAACAAUCCAGGGAGAAAUCGCUUAUGCGUUGGGACUGAAAAUAAUGAACGAGGAAACUGCUCGUGGUAGAGCUGAUCUUUUGUGCAGGAGGUUAGUGAGUGGUCCUAAGAAGAACGUCCUCAUAAUUUUAGAUAACUUGUGGAAGAAGCUAGAGUUAAAGGAAGUGGGAAUCCCUUGCGGAGAUGAUAAUAAAGCAAGAGGUUGCAAGCUGUUGCUAACGUCCAGAUACCGAGAUGUUUUGCUGACCGACAUGGGCUCUGACCGAGAAUUCGGACUCCGUAAGCUAAAGCAUGGAGAAGCACGAAGACUUUUUGAAAGGACAGCUGGAGAUAGAGUUAACGAUCCUGACUUGAAACCCUUGGUAGAUGGAGUGGUCAAGAAUUGUGGAGGCUUGCCACUUUUGAUCAUUUCCCUGGCAAAAAGGUUGAAGCACGGAGAUUUGGCUGCAUGGAGGAGUGCUUUGACCAAUAUAGAAGGGUUAGACGUAAAAUCCUUGGUGGAACUAAAUUACAAUGAUUUAAAAGAUGAGAGGAUCAAAUCAUUGUUCUUGCUUUGCGCCCUAGACUCAGCGAGAAUCUCCACAAGGUACACCUUUGUCUACUGCAUUGGUUUGGGUUUGUUUAAGAAAUUUAGCCAGACCAUCGAAAACGCCAGAGAUAGAUUCAUCAUGGAUCUACAAAGCCUGCAGGACUCUUCUUUGGUACUGGAUAGUGAGAACACCGAACGGUUUAGAAUGCAUGACAUAUUUCUUGAUGUGGCCAUCUCUAUUGCUUCCACGGAAUGGAACGCCCUGGUUGGGAGGACUGAUUACGGGUUUAAAGAAUGGUCAGAGGAUGAGCUCAGAAAAUGCAACGCGAUAUCCUUCCCUCAUGUUGGCAUUGAUUAUCUUCCCAAGAAAUUGGACUGCCCAAACUUGAAGAUUCUUCUGGUACUACAAAGCAACUACUUGUCUCUCGAAAUUCCCGGGUCAUUUUUUGAAUCUAUGGAGAAGCUCCAAGUCCUGGACAUUAGUGGAUGUUCUUUCACCUCUCUACCUUCAUCAGUUGAGGUCCUUGAAAACCUCAAGUCGCUCUGUCUUGAGUACUGCUAUUUGGAGGAUCUGAGUAUCCUUGGAAAGCUUAAAGGGUUGCAGUUCCUAAGUUUCUAUAGAUCUGCACUCGCUCGGCUGCCCAAAGAAAUAGGUGAACUAAAAGAAUUGAGAUUUUUGGACUUGAGGGGGUGCACCAAGCUCAAAGUUAUUGAACCCGGCGUGCUUGCGAGCUUGGUUAAUUUAGAAGAACUGUAUAUUGAAGACAGUUUUGACCAAUGGGAGGCCGAGGAUGAAGCACCGCGAAGCAACGCCAGCCUAGCUGAGUUGAAGCACAUGAAAAAGUUGAGCACUUUGUACAUUGCCAUUCCCCAUUCUGCCAAUGUCUCAAGAGACCUGCAAUUUUGGAAGCUGAACAAAUAUAAAAUCCAAAUUGGGGACGUUUGGGAUUGGUCGGGUGAAUACAAAGAAUCCAGAACUUUAAAGCUCAAGCUGGAUUCAGGUAGUCUUCUUCUUGAAGAGUGGAUGCAGAGAUGUUUGCAGAUAACGCAAGAUCUCCACUUGGAUGGAAUGCAAGAUGGCAACGAUAGCAUUCACAAUUUGUGCGUCGAAGGUUUUCAGGAAUUAAAGCAUCUUCAUGUGCAAAACAGCCCCUCACUACAGUACGUUGUUCACUCCACGAAGAAUGUCCCGCGCACUGCAUUUUCUAGAUUGGAAUCAUUGUUUCUCAAGAAUCUGAGCAACUUGGAGAACAUUUGUCGCGGAUGUCUUGCCCCAGAAUCCCUUAGCAAAUUAAAAAUUGUGAAAGUGGACAAUUGCGGUGAAAUCAAACAUUUGUUUCCUCUGUCCCUGAUGAGAAUAUUCUUGCAGCUAGAAGAGAUUGAAAUAAGCAGAUGCCAAUUGAUACAACAAAUUGUUGCAAAUGCUGAGGCAAAUGAAGAUGGAGAUGAAAUAGAUGAUGAUCCCAAAGUGAAGUCAUGCAAUUUACGUAGGCUGACGUUGCAAAACUUGCCGGAGAUGAUGAACGUCUGGAAAAUCGUGGAUCAUUCGGUCGUAUUCUUCAACGGACAACUGAUAAUAACAAAGCUACAAAAUUUGGAAGCCAUGACCGUUGAAAGAUGUCAGUUAAUACGAGAAGUAUUCGACCUUGAAGGAGUGACCGCCGAUGGGGAUGUCGAGAUCCUACCGCGAUUGACCAAAUUAACCUUAAGUGAUUUACCGAGUUUGGGACGCAUAUGGAACAAGAAUCCAAGAAGAGCGUUGUGUUUCCGAAACUUAAGGGCAUUGAAAGUGCAAAACUGUGAGAAUAUGAGGUUUCUUUUUUCUUCUUCCAUGGCUAAAGAACUCAAGCAAAUCGAAGAAAUAGAAAUAGCGAGUUCAAUCGAUGGAGGAAAUCAUGGAUGUGCAAGAAGAAGAAACUAAGGACACUGCAACCAAGGACACUUUAAAGUUCCCUUUGUUAACCUCUUUGUCUCUCGAGGAAUUGCCAAAUCUCAUAACAUUCUCUUCUGGAAAGUAUCGUAUUCACUGUCCCUCCUUGACAAGACUAAAGAUAUCCGGAUGCCCCAAA